Pocillopora meandrina is the source of this 891-nucleotide messenger RNA. The record is from the annotation of a GenBank genome assembly. Lineage: Eukaryota; Metazoa; Cnidaria; Anthozoa; Scleractinia; Pocilloporidae.
AUGACCAUUGCUUACGGCAUACUUCUUGUCACUUCGUUCAGUGGAAAUUUCCUAAUUGUAAGAGUUAUCUACAAGAUGAAAACCAUGCGAACAACAAUUAACUUCUUUAUUGUCAAUAUGGCCAUGUCAGAUCUACUGUUCCCAGUUUUUGUGUUUCCGUUGCUUCUCACAGAGAUUUAUGUCAGCGGCUUCGGUCCACCAGGAAGAACCAUUUGCCUGGUACUCUUUCAGUUACAGUAUAUUUCCAGUUGGGUAUCCAUCCAAAGCCUUAUUUUGAUCACUCUGGAUCGAUUUGUGGCUGUGGUUUUUCCACUUCACUCCCCAAUCAUCAGCUCAAAACUAUGUCUAUUUGUCAUCCUGACAACGUGGAUAGUUGCGACUGCUUCCUCAUUCCCAAUGUUGGUCUUUUAUAGCUCCAUGGAAUUCAGCGAGAAACUGACCUGCGGACGUAUAUGGUUUAAAAAAUAUUUUAAAGAAAAAUAUUAUUCUCACGUUAUGCCUUUGAAUGUAAUCUUCAAGACAAUUCCUUUCGUCGUAUUAACUAUUCUAUACUCUGUCAUUGUUUUCAAGCUGAAAACCCACACAAUUCCAGGCGAACGAUCGAUUAACGCUGAAGAAAAACGUUUACAAAGAAACAGAAAAGUUCUCAAGAUGGCCAUCGCUAUCUUACUGGGAUUUGCCAUAUGCUGGAUGCCUUUGAGUAUCAUAGGCUUUUUAGGUGUCUCUUUAGGAGACAGUGAAGUUUGUAUCAUUCCGCUAUUUGCGCUUGUUGCUAUCUUUCUGAAUUUUGCCAAUUGUGCUGUUAAUCCUUGCAUAUGUUUUACGUUCUGUAGAAAUUUUCGUCAAGCUCUGAAGGGCCUCCUUCAUCAAAAUGCUCCAUGGCAGGUGUAA